Molecule: messenger RNA, 2516 nt
Organism: Eruca vesicaria subsp. sativa (arugula)
Lineage: Eukaryota; Viridiplantae; Streptophyta; Magnoliopsida; Brassicales; Brassicaceae
Source: the annotation of a GenBank genome assembly
AGUGUGGACCCGAAAAAUAAGGUAGACUUGAUACGGUACAAGACUUGGCUGCUUCUUUAAACUCACGGAUAAGUAAAAUUCAAGAUUAGUGGAAGAAGAAAGGAGAACCAAGCGAAUUAAACAUGGAAGACGAUAGAAGAAGCAGAGAGCAUCAUCCUCUGUUGAAAUCCAAGAAGAGACAAGAAGGUGGCUAUAGCCAUGGCUUAUCACAAUCUCAGAUUCAAACUCUCGCCGUCAUCUGUCAAACUCUCCUCCCUCCUCCUCCAAACACCACGACGGAGAAAAAAGGUGUUGAUCCCUUCAACGUAGCCUCUGGUUCUCAGCCACCUUUCACCGAUGAGGUAGCAGAGAUGAUAGUGAAGAAUGGAAGAUCAGAAGCAGUGAAGGUUCUGAGUAUCAUAUUGACAAUCUUAUCAUAUAGAUUUGGAACUUUAUUCCUUUGUGGCUCUCUCUGUCUAACUAAGAACUGGCCAUUUGUCCUUAAAUUCUCUGAGCUUCCAUUGGACAAAAGAGAAGAGAUCCUGAGGAUGUGGUCAAGACAGAGUGGUCUCUUCCUUCCUCUUCGUAUCACUUUCUUCCUUACAAAGUUCUACACUCUCUUCUCCUUCUUCUCCCAGAAUCCUGCUUUAGAAGCAAUAGGCUACUCUAUUGACACAACAGAGAUGAGCAAAGAUCAUGACGAGACGCCAAGACCUCUCUCUAAAGGGAUCAUUGAGACCAAGAACGAGAGUGACGUCACCAUAUCACAGUCUCUAACUCAAAAAGGUGUUCAUGUCGCUAGAGAAGAUAGUGACAAUGUGCAUAGGAUCAGAUGCGAUGUGGUUAUUGUAGGCUCGGGGAGUGGAGGAGGAGUUGCAGCUGCAAACCUAGCGAAGGCAGGAUUAAAAGUCUUGGUUCUUGAGAAAGGAAACUACUUCACAGCUCGGGACUAUUCGGGCCUUGAAGGUCCUUCUAUGAUGGAGCUAUACGAGAAAGGUGGGCUUAUGACGAGUGUUGAUGGUAAGUUCAUGGUCUUGGCUGGUUCAACGGUUGGAGGAGGAACAGCAGUUAACUGGUCGGCUUCUAUAAGAACACCGGAACAUGUGCUUCAAGAAUGGUCGGAAGAGAGUAAGAUCAAGUUUUUCGGUAGUCAAGAGUAUCAGUUAGCGAUGGAUGAAGUUGUUAAAAGACUCGGUGUAACGGAAAGAUGUGUUAAAGAAGGGUUACAGAACCAGGUUUUGAGAGAAGGGUGUGAGAGACUAGGGUUAAAGGUAGUUUCUGUUCCAAGAAACUCAUCAGAAGAUCAUUACUGUGGUUCUUGUGGGUAUGGUUGUAGAGAAGGUAGCAAGAAAGGGACAGAUAGGACUUGGCUUGUUGAUGCUGUGGAGAAUGGUGCAGUGAUCAUGACAGGUGUCAAAGCUGAGAAGUUCAUGUUCUCAGAGAACAACACUAGCGGUAAGAGGAAGAAGAAACGAUGUGUGGGAGUGUUAGCGAGUUCUGUUGGAGGAAAGAUUGAGAAGAAGUUCAUGAUAGAAGCUAGGGUUACAGUUUCAUCAGCUGGUUCGUUGUUGACACCUCCUCUGAUGCGUUCAAGUGGGCUUGAGAACAGGAACAUAGGGAGGAACCUAAAGCUGCAUCCUGUUCUCAUGACAUGGGGUUACUUCCCAGAGAACGGUUCUGAGUUCUCUGGGAAAAUGUAUGAGGGAGGGAUUAUUACAUCAGUCCAUCAUGUACAUGAUGCUGAAUCUGGUUGUAGAGCUAUACUGGAGACUCCACUAGCUGGACCAGCUUCAUAUGCUGGCUUGAGCCCGUGGGUUUCAGGAGCUGACCUUAGGGAGAGGAUGAUGAAGUACGGAAGGACAGCUCAUUUGUUUGCUCUUGUUAGGGAUUGUGGUUCUGGUGAGGUUCUGAAGGAAAACGAGGUUACGUACAGGACAAGUAAGAAAGAUAGAGAGAAUCUUAGGGUAGGGUUGAGACAGGCUUUGAGGGUUUUGGUUGCAGCAGGUGCAGUUGAAGUCGGAACAUAUAGGAGUGAUGGACAGAGGAUAAAGUGUGAAGGAAUCACCAAAGAAGCCAUGGAAGAGUUUCUAGACAGCGUUGAUGCGGUUGGUGGGGUAAGCACAAAGGGAGAGCACUGGACGACAUACUUCUCAGCGCACCAGAUGGGUAGUUGCAGGAUGGGACGUACGGCUGAGGAAGGUGCUGUGGAUGAGAAGGGUGAGAGUUGGGAAGCAGAGGGACUUUUUGUUUGUGAUGGGAGCGUGUUGCCAUCAGCUGUUGGAGUGAAUCCAAUGAUCACUAUUCAGGCUACUGCUUACUGCAUUUCUACAAGGAUAGUUGCUUUGCUGACAGAAGGCAAGAACUGAAACUGUCUCAUGUUAGUGAAAGAUUUUAGAUUUAUACUGAAUAAGUGAGUGUUCGAUUCUGGUUGUUAUGUACGUUUCUGCAAUGGGACUAGUUCCACGUUCGAAUUAUUUUAAAAGUACUAGAUUUUGAUCCGCGCUUGCAAAGCGCGAAAUUUUUAUGAUUAAAAAUUU